Molecule: messenger RNA, 622 nt
Organism: Cynara cardunculus var. scolymus (artichoke)
Lineage: Eukaryota; Viridiplantae; Streptophyta; Magnoliopsida; Asterales; Asteraceae
Exons: 3
Coding region: 64-498 (144 amino acids)
Source: RefSeq, a predicted model, not a curated record
GUCCUUUCUAUUUUGAUUCGCGGGGAAAAAACAAGCCAUCUUUGAACGAAGAUCUUGGCACCAAUGGCGGUAGCUACAGUUGAGGAACCCAUGCUUUACAGGCUUGAUCGUCUCGAUAACAUUGUGAGGCAAUUGGAAGAACUAAGAGGGGGAAAUCGAACUCCAAAGAGCUCAAACGCAUCAACACCGUCAAGCUGUACACUAACGAGCGAAGGUCAAGCAUCAUCCCUUGAAUUCUCUCCGAGGAGCUUAGAGAAGCACUGCCGGCCGAUGGAUGACGUGAUCGUGGAGACCGGAGUGAAGGGGACGCUGAUCGAGAGGCUAAUCCACGUGGAAGAGCGUGUAGCGAAGUUGUGUAUGCAGUUGGAAGAGGAGAUAGAAGCAGAGAAAAGGAGGAGAGAAGAAGAGAAGAAGAAGGAGGUGGUGGUGGUGAAAAAGAGAGGCUUAAAGCAAUUGCUCAAAUCUUGUGUCACUGCCAAUAAAUCAACACCAUCGUAAAUCCAAUUUCUACUUUGUUUCUUUUUUGGGGUUUUUGUUGAUGUAUGGAUAUCAUGGACUCUUUAAAUUGAUGCCUAAUUGUUACUUUAUUUUUAAUUGUUAGGGUUAGAGUUUAUGUUGCAAA